UUGACCUGCACCAUUGCAUUUUGUUUCGUUUUCUCCCUUUAACCAAACUUCUGAAUGUCUGUCAGAAAAGAAAGUACUUCUACUUUUUUAAUACUUGAGUACAAUUUAAAGUUGUACUUUUUUACUUUUACUCAAGUAUGUUUUUGGCCAGAUACUUGUACUUUUAAUUGAGUAAAAUUUUCACUGAGUAUUUGUACUUUCACUUGAGUAAAAGUUUUGAGUACUUUUUACACCUCUGGCAAUAUGCUGAAAUAGGCAACUUUUUUUAUUGCAUAUAGCCUAAAUGUCGUACGAAACGAGGAUGUAUUUAUUUUUUUGCUAUCAGAUAAUAAAAAUGAUUUAUAAUACGAUAUAGAUAUAAAUUAAUGUGAAUAUUUAGACUGCAGCAUGAUGAAUGUUACAGUCUAGGAAUGUAUAGAUCAGUGUUUACUGAUAUACUAUCUGAUGUUGAUGUUUAUAAUGUGCUAAGCAAUGAGAAUUAAGUUGAUAAAAUAUCAGAACGUUGUUUAUGUACUGUGUGGUAAUACAAAGCAUAUGUGCAUGAAUGACAGUACAGUUUUUUUUGUUAGGAGUAGGUAAAAUUAGUAUUAGUAUUUUUUAACACUCUUUCAUACUGUAUUAUUAUAUAUACUUUUAUUUGUGAAUAUAUUCUAUUCUUUAAUUCCACGUUUUGAUUGUAUGCAUCAACGCUGCAAUGCUUUGGCAAUACAAAUGUACUAAUAUUUGCCAUGCCAAUAAAGCAUCUAAAACUGAAAACUGAGAGAGAGUACCUAGUAUUCCCUACAUUAUGAGGACCAAAUGUUCCCACCAGUAUAGUAAUCCCAGUAAAUUUUGACCGUGUGACUUUUUUUUGGACCCCAUGAGGAAACAAGCUUAUAAAUCAUACAGAAAAAAGUUUUUUGAAAAUCUAAAAAUGCCUUUAGGUUUGUGUGAGGGGUAGGUUUUGGUGUAGGCUUAGUGGAUAGAAAAUACAGUUUGGACAGUAGAAAAACCAUUACACCUAUGGAAUGACCCCAUAAAAGAUGGAAACCCGUGUGAGUGUGUGUACUUGUUUGUGUACUUGUGCGGGCCAAAUGUCCUCACUGAGCAACGUACUUUACAGACUUGAAGACACACCUGUUUUACACACAUCACUCAAACACAGAACCAGGAUACAGGAAUCGCAUGAGUUCAGGGUAAGAGAAACUGAAAGUGUGCUUGAGCUGUUGUGUGUUUGUGUCUCUGUAUUCAAGCAGUAAAAUGGCAGAAGCCAGAAUUUCGGUGGAUCAAAAUGAGUUCAUGUGUGCAGUGUGUCUGCAUCUCCUGAAGGAUCCAGUGACCAUCCAGUGUGGACACAGUUACUGUAAGAGCUGUAUUACUGGCUGCUGGAAUCAGGAGGAUCAGAUGAGAGUCUACAGCUGCCCUCAGUGCAGACAGACCUUCUGUCCAAGACCUGCUUUAGCUACAAACACCAUGCUGGCUGAAGUGGUGGAGAAACUGAAGAAGACCAAACUUCCUGCUGACUGUUACGCUGGAGCUGGAGAUGUGCAGUGUGACGUUUGUACUGGAAGAAAAUACAAAGCCGUCAAGUCCUGUCUGGUGUGUCUGAACUCUUACUGUCAGAAUCAUCUUGAACAACAUGAGAGUUUCUUUAAAGGAAAGAGACACAAUUUGACUGAUGCCACUGGACGACUGCAGGAAAUGAUCUGCCAGAAACACGAGAAGCUCCUUGAGGUUUUCUGUCGAACUGACCAGAAAUGUAUAUGCAUGCAGUGUAUGAUGGAUGAACAUAAAAACCACAACACUGUAUCAGCUGCAGUACAGAGGACAGAGAAACAGAAGCAAUUGAAGAAAAUGCAGAAGACGUUCCAGCAGAGAAUCCAGCAGAGAGAGAAAGAUCGUCAACAGCUGAGAGAGGCCGUGGAGUUUCAUAAGCGCUCUGCACAGACAGCAGUGGAGGACAGUGAGAGGAUCUUUACUGAGCUCAUUCGCUCCAUUGAGAGAAGCCGAUCUGAGGUGACACAGAUGAUCAGAGAUCAGGAAAAGACUGCAGUGAGUCGAGCUGAAGGACGACUGGUGCAGCUGGAGCAGGAGAUCAAUGAUCAGAGGAGGAGAGAAGCUGAGCUGGGGCAGCUUUCAAACACGCAGGAUCACAUCCAGUUCCUGCAGAGUUUCCAGUCUCUCUCAGAACCUUCUAAAUCAACAGACGUAAAUGUCUGUUCUCUCUUCUCUUCUUAUGGCCUGAGAGAAUCUGUCUGUCAGCUGACAGACAAAUUGGAGGAUUUCUGCAAAGAGGAGCUCAAGAAGAUCUCAGACAGAGUCACACUCACCAACAUUGAUCUCUGGACCAGGAACGACUUCCUGCAGUAUUCCCAUCAGCUCACUCUGGAUCCAAACACAGCAUAUAAUCGCCUUUGUCUGUCUGAGAGAAACACAAUGAUUACUUACACUUACACAGACCAGUUGUAUCCUGAUCAUCCAGAAAGAUUUGAUGAGUGGUCUCAGGUGUUGUGUAGAGAGAGUGUGCGUGGACGCUGUUACUGGGAGCUGGAGUGGAGUGGAAAUGGUGUGUAUAUAUCAGUGUCAUAUAAGAGCAUCAGCAGGAAGGGAUUGGGUAAAGAGUGUGGGUUUGGAUCUAAUGAUCAGUCCUGGAGUUUGUCCUGCUCUCCCUCCAGAUACACAUUGAUACACAAUAAGAAAAAUAUUAAUUUGCCUGUUAAGUCCAUCAGCAGUAGAAUAGGAGUGUAUGUGGAUCACAGUGCAGGAACUCUGUCCUUCUACAACGUCUCUGACACAAUGAGCCUCAUCCACACAGUCCAGACCACAUUCACUCAGCCACUCUAUCUUGGGUUUAAUGUUCAUCCUGACUCAUCAGUGAAACUGUGCUGAUGAAUCAGAAUAGACUGAUGAGAGAUUCUACCCAUAAUAGGUACCCUUCAAUACCUUUCAAGGUAUCUUGGAGAGGUGAGGUAUCCAAGUCGCAACAUCUAGCUACUGGGGUGCCUCAGGGCUCAGUUCUUGGACCACUUCUCUUUUCCGUCUACAUGGCAUCUUUUAUUGCAGGUUUCUCUUUGUGAGGUUUAGUUAGCAGUGACUGAAACGCAGCUUUACACACAACUGCCAGUCUGCAUGAAGAGGAUCUUGAGACUCCAGUAGCUUCAAACACCUUUUACAGCUGGUGUUACAAUACAGUUUAUUUUUUUUGACAAAAACUUUCCUUAAUAAAUCUUUAUUUGACCAAGAUCUUCUGUGCUCUAAGUCACUCACAAAUCUUUUGACAGUUAAAAAAUUUCUAUUUGCUUUUCAUGAAAUAUUGUUUGUUUUGAUGCCUUUUGCAAGACAUUGCAUUGUUUCAUACUUUUCAUCUUCAGAAAGAUCUUUCUUCCUCACCAUAUUUCAUGAGAACUGUGACUUGCUUAAUAAUGUGGAACAACCUCUUUAAGUAGGGUUUCCAUUUACUUAAGAAGAACUGGCAAACUAUUGAACAAACCUGUCUGAGAUUGAUACCAGUUAACUAAAAAAAUCUGACUCUUUAUUGUACCAAAAUCCUACUGAUAUAUCACUUGCAUAAUAAUUUGGAACGCAGCGUAUUGUGCCAUCCCAAAGAGGCACAAAAUCACUUUCACUGACUUUUUCAUUAACUGUUCCCAUCUGGUGGAAUGACCUGGCCAACUCAAUCCGAGCAGCUGAAUCCUUACCCAUCUUCAAGAAACGGCUAAAAACUCAUCUCUUCCAUCUUUGAACCUGUAACUCUAGCACUCUCUAUUCUAAUUUUAUUUUGGUAACACUUUAGAAUA
Molecule: messenger RNA, 3776 nt
Organism: Onychostoma macrolepis
Lineage: Eukaryota; Metazoa; Chordata; Actinopteri; Cypriniformes; Cyprinidae
Product: tripartite motif-containing protein 16-like
Exons: 6
Coding region: 1240-2868 (542 amino acids)
Molecular function (GO): protein binding; zinc ion binding
Source: RefSeq, a predicted model, not a curated record